This is a messenger RNA of Vicia villosa (hairy vetch), 1210 nucleotides long. RefSeq names its product zinc finger CCCH domain-containing protein 39-like. Gene Ontology annotation, molecular function: metal ion binding; mRNA binding. The record is from RefSeq and is a predicted model, not a curated record. Lineage: Eukaryota; Viridiplantae; Streptophyta; Magnoliopsida; Fabales; Fabaceae. The transcript has 3 exons. The coding region runs from base 89 to 1210 and encodes 373 amino acids.
UGUUGAUCUGAUCAGAAACAAUAAUCAAAUCAAAAAGACUCAAAAUUUCACUGAAUUUGAUCUUUUUUUGUUGCUUUUAUCAAUAGCCAUGACUUAUCCAGACAACAUUCCAACCGUUAGGAUGUCACCACCGCAAUUCGCCACAUCAAACAUCAAUAUCAAUAGAAUGAGGCCUCAAUUCCCAAUGAACAGUGAACGAUUUGAACAACGUUCAGAAAUGGAUAGUUCACAUUCCUUCAAACGGCCAAGAAUAUCUGACAACAACCAUUCCAAUGCACUGAUCAACCCUCCUCCAAGGAUGAAUCAUCCUCCACCAAACAGACGACCGGGCAACAUUUUCUUCAAGACUCGCAUUUGUUUUGAUUUCGAGUUUGGUACCUGUAGAAACGGUGAAAAUUGUAGCUUUGCUCAUGGGGUUGAAGAAUUAAGGCAGCCACCACCAAACUGGCAGGAGGUUGUCCGUCCUCGUACUGAAGAACGGCUGCAAUUGGGCGGGAAUUGGAAUGAUGAUCAGAAAAUCAUUCACAAGAUGAAUCUUUGCAAGAAGUAUUACAAUGGGGAGGAAUGCCCUUAUGGUGAUAAUUGUCGCUUUCUUCACAAGGAUCCUGCUAAGUUUGGAGACGAUUCUUGGAAAACAAGAAGAGAGUCCUCUUCAUUCAGCAAUUCAACUAUUGGUAAUAACUUGGAAGACAAUAAGACUGUGACCAAGCCACCUAGGGGCUCUUAUUGGAAGACUAAGCCGUGUCUUGAGUGGAAGCAUACCAGGAGCUGUCCCUUUGGUGAUGGCUGUCACUUUGCUCAUGGAGAUGCAGGUAAUAAGAUUGAUUGUUUGCCUUUAAAUUUAAUGUCCGACUCAUUAAUAAUUGGGAGGCAGUACAUUGCUCAUUUGCAAGUUUUAUAUUGCGUCCGUGUCACAAUCCUUAAUAUUGCUAUUAAACAUGAGUUACAAGUUCCUGGUGGAGGUAUUGAAGCGGAAGCUGCAGUUGCUAUAGCAAAUUCAACAAAAGCUGUCAUUCCAACUUUACCAACUACAGGUUUUUCUGCUAAUUAUGUACACACCUUACCGGCAAGUGUAUCUGCGGCGACGGAAGAGGAGAAGAAAGCCAAGAAGGAAUUACUUUGGAAGAAAUUAAACAAGAUCAACCGUAUUUAUGGCGAUUGGAUUGACGAUUUACGUCCCGAUCGCCCUGAUUUGCCAAGGGAGCCCUGA